AUGUCCUCCCAACAGCCCACCGACUACCACGACCCCUCCGCCGCCCGCAUCAUCCCCGUCGACGACUGCCCAACCUACGAAACGGGCUACAGACCCAACCUCCACGGCCAACGCACCUGGUGGGUCUUCUGCCCGGUGACCGGCCUCUUCCAGAACGACUACUCCCUCCUCGGCGCCAUGAUCGAGUGCGUCGCGCGCGGCCAGGCCACCUUUGCGCCUGCCUGGGACCGCACCUUCGCGGGCGGGAUCUGGUAUGAUUUCGAUUGCAGUGCUGAUGUUCUGGAGAUGCAGCAGCUGAUGGGUGCGGCUAUUAGUGAUAUGCAGAGACGGCUCGAGACCUAUAUGUAUACGAGUGAUGGGCAGAUCGGGUAUAAGCCUGCCUUGGGGUUUCGAUUGAGAGUCUGGUUGGGUGAGGAGGAUGAGGGGAUUGGGAGAUUGUUGGUUUUGUUUGGUUGA
Aspergillus thermomutatus is the source of this 456-nucleotide messenger RNA. RefSeq lists its product as uncharacterized. The coding region runs from base 1 to 456 and encodes 151 amino acids. Lineage: Eukaryota; Fungi; Ascomycota; Eurotiomycetes; Eurotiales; Aspergillaceae. The transcript is spliced from 3 exons. The record is from RefSeq and is a predicted model, not a curated record.